AUCAAUCGAUAAACAACUAGCGAAAGAAAAACCACUCCGCAAGUAGCAACCGUCCGUCGCGUGAGUGAUCUACGUCGCUUUUGUCUUUGCAUUGCAAAGAAAUCGGUUAAAAUUCGGUGAAGGUUGUACGACAGAGAAGAGAUAAAUCCUUCGACUGGUAGUGAAAUCAUUGAAUAGCUUACGAGUGAUGCAAAUAAUCCGACCACCGAUGGCGGAAAACGUCGCGAGUGUCUGAAAAAUCCUUUCCCAUGUUCGAUCCUUAGUGGGAGUGGAAAAUCAAUUUUUUUUCACUUAGUGCGUAGGUCCGCUCCAGUGCUGUUACUCUUGGCUGUGCGGAAAACUUGUCCCCUCUUAGUUCCUUCGACCAGAAGGCAGCACGGAAAAUGCAAAUUUGCGAAAUGAUGGCAGCUCCGUAGCGGCCCAGGGUUUUGCAAUUGCAAAGUAGUGAUUGGAAGUGGUGGAAUUUUAUGGGCUGUAAUAAAAUUGACGUGACGUGAUUUGCUGUGAAGUUCUCGGUAGUGAAUUCUCCAGUGAAAAUGGUUGCUCGCACAACUUGUGAUAUUUCGGAAUAAGGUGUCCUAGGCGAGCAAUGAGAAGCAGUUGAAGGAUUUUCCAUUCAUUGGAACACGGAACGGAAUCGAACCCAGCAAGAUUUGCCUACAUCAAGCGGGGAGUAGACGGCAGAGAUUGUCACUAUUCGCAGAGCAGUACGAGGGUAUAGCGGAAGACAUUGGCGUGAAAAACAUCGUUGAAGAUCAUUGAAUGACUCAUGGAAUUUAGAUCUUAAAUUCCUUCGUAUGUCAGAGCAUCAAAACCGCCAGAACGGGAAGUUUGUGUUGUCGCAGCAGAAUCAGUGUCUCCGAACUAAUCAUCAUCAUUCUAAUCAGCAUCAUCACCAUCAGCAACAGCAAGCUCCGCCGUCGGUCGGCAGUAAUCAUCAUAAUCCACCGGCUCGUCGCUAUUUGCAGCAGUUCCAAUCCCAGCAGAACUCACCCAUCCGCCGCCCAUUGGCUUCCAACGCAAACUUCUGGUCCAAUAGUAAUAAUAAUAAUAACAACGGCAAUGCACCUCAAACAACACCGACCGGACCGGCAGCUCCCGGUUUCUACCCUGGUGAGUUACAUCAACAUCAUCAGCAUCAACAGCAACGGCCACAGCAACAUCAGCAGCAGCAUCCCGUCGACGGUGUUGAUCUAAGCGAGGAGCAUCUCAAAACCAACGUACAGAUUGUGCUGGACAAUAUCAAUCGAAACUAUCAUGCUCUGCGGGAGCAGAUUCUGAGCAAUCAUUUUGUGAAAAAUAAUAACAACAACAACAACAAUAAUAACAAUCCUAAUAACGGCAGCGACGGCUUCGGCACCCAUCAGGAGGCUAAUUUAGUUCUGCUACAGCGCCUGCAGAGUGUAAGUGAGCAGUUGAAGAAGGGAGGAGCGAAAAUGGCCAGUCCCGAUUCGGAUACCAAUUGCAAUCCGUACAUGGCGGUGCCACCGCCGCUUAGCUGUUCGAUCGCUUCGUCACAGGACUUCAGCCAUGACUAUUCCGACUAUCAGUGGUUUAUGGAUUAUGGCAGUAGCUACCGUGAUGGCAUCACCCAUCAGAGUAUCCUGUCGGCUCUGUCGGCUUCCUACAACGGAAUCGGUGAGUUGUCGUACUAUGAAGAUCUGGCGAAAAACAUCGACGCCAAUCUGGCCGAAGUGGACAUGGAAAGUUUUCGCACGGAGGAUAUCCAUUCGCUGUUGACUACGUUGCCCACGCUUUGCAGCGAAAGUGCCGAACUGCGGCGGGCCCGAAACAACAACCGUGGCGAGAUGAUCGGAUCGGGUGAAGGCGGCUGUCACGGUACGGGACAUGGAACGGGUCCGGAUAUGGAUAAUUCGAUCUGCAAAUCGGAGCUACUGUUUUCGCCGGUCAAGGAGUCCCACAUCAGUGUGGAUUCGUUGGAUAUGGAUGGCUAUCCGGACGAUGACGAGAUCAUACUGACAUGUCAGGCGAACAAGAACAACUACACGAUUGCUUUCGAGCAUAGUGUGCUGUAUUCGGAUGAGAGUUUUUAUGAUGGACCGGAAAACUACGGCAAAUAUAAGCUGAGCAAUCUGGACCAUAUUAUCAGGAGGAAGGCCCAGGAAACGGCAAUGUCCGUUUCGGAGGUUGGAUACACCACUUGGAGUAAUCUCAGGAAGAAUGGACCCGCUCAAAGAUUUUCACUGGCAACAACCAACCCGCUGAUCAAUCAGAUAUCCCGUCAUGCACCGACCUGUUUCGUGCGCAAAAGUCUUAGCAUGCCGGAUCUGAAGGAAAAAUGUGACCUUCUAUCAACGGGUGCUGCUACGGCUAUGGCUGCUGGUGCGAUAGUCGGUGGUGAAGCAUUUGAAGACGACCGAUUUAGCAAGGAUACCCAACAGCAUCAUCAUCAUCAACUGAAUGUUUCACAAGCGGCCAAUAACCAAACCGUACCCUCGGGAGAAUCCUACGGUAAACAGAUGCGUACGCUGUUGCCAAUGUAUCCGAUUCCGACGGACGACGGUAGCGAGUGUCCCGCCCCGUUGAAGGAUUCUAGCUUGAACAACAAUGAGGAACAGUCGCAGAACCAACCGUCGUUCAAUCUGGUCAAACUAUUCAUCAAGCAGAAAAGCAGCUCGACCGACACCUGCAUGGACGUUUCGUCCGGUUGUUGGCCAAGUGAUUCCACCAACAGUGCAUCGGGCGGGGAGAACAACAACAACAGCAACACGAACCUGGCGGUGACCAACUGCAAGGACCGUACUCGGAAGAAGAGUAUGAACGAUUCGGGAAAGUGUUCCACCCUGGGCCGGCAUGACGAAGAGGACUUCCAGUUCGAUAGUCUGGAUGCACAAAUCAAUAACAAUAAUAAUAACAACAACAACGGUAACACCGGAACGACCGAUACAACGGCGACCGGUCAGGACGGACGAACCAAACUGAAUGAUUUCAAUUCGCCAGUUCACAAACGGAACUAUAAAGCUUACAAUCUGAAUAUUGCCAAUAAAAAUCAACCGGCCGUCAAUCCGGUGGUGUACAAUCUGAUGAACAACAACAACAACAGCGGAAGUGUCAGCACCAGUAUUACCACUAAUAGUACCAAUAAUAACAACAACAACAACAACAAUAGCUUUAAGGACACCAACUCGGAUGCUAGUCGCACGUCGGAGAAUCUGACUCAAAUUUUCAACAACAGUGGCAAUAAUAACAGCAAGGGUUCGAAAACGAAAAUUCCGAUCGAGAUGAUUACCAAAUCGAUGCAGACUUCCUUCAUCGGGACUGCUAGCUCCAAGGAAAAGGUACGCGUGAUUCCGCCAUCGUUUCUGGAUCGACUGAACAAGCUGGGAGACAAGCAGAAGGCUCCCGUCUUCGUGGUGUAUCCGAACUACGUUUUGCCGGACCUUGGCUUCCUAAAUACACAAAACGAUGUCGUCAUAUCGCCGAUCGCGUUCAAAGAACACUACAGCCAGCGGACGCAGCUGCGCAAGCCCCGUCCCGUUUCGAUGAACGAUAUCGAAAACAUGAAAGCGAAGGAGUACAAACAUGUGCUGGACUGGAAAUCGUUGAUUACACUGCUACCGCAGGAAUACCGCAAACUGUUGAGGAACAUUCCGGAAGCGAACGUGAUCAGUUCGGCUGAAGAUGCGGCACCCCAGAAGCCACUCUUCUGUAUGACCCCGCCGUUGAGACGUGGCCGGGGAGUGACCUGUGAUUGUGUGAAUAUUUUGAAUACUCAGACCUACAAUAGUUCAAGUUCCGGAGGCAGUUCUAGUCAGCCACCGAGCUCGGGAUACCGUGGAUCGUCUACGAUGUUAACCGACUCGGAGUUGGAUCUUCUAGGUCCGAAUGCGGGAAGCGGUGGUUUCAACAACAAUCUGUACGUAUAUCAGUAUGACAGUCCGGCCGAGGUUGCCUCCGCUGAACGACCACCUUCGGGACGGGUGGCUCCGAAAGGCAUCCUACGAAGAACAAACCCUCAAAGGCCAUCGACUAAAACUAAACGAAACAGUAUGUUUGAAGAAAAUCAGAAAUCAAAACCGAACGUGGAGAAACGACGUUCCCUGCAAGAACCGUGCUACAAUUUUUCGGAGGAGAACUUGAUUCUGGAGGAUUCGAUAAACGAACUGUCCGCCGGGGGUGGUUCGAAGAAGGUGAACAAUUCACCGAACAUGUCCCAGCACCAAACCCGUCUUCCGAAUACUCCCAAACUUCCGUCAGCCGACGAUUAUCAUCGGUUGAACAAGCUAAACGAAUUGAAUGAUCUCGAACUGAACAAGGCUGUUAGUAGCAAGCUGAAUCGAGCUCAGCAUCCGCAAUCCUUCGAGGACGAUUUGGAGGCACGUCUCCGAGCAGAGCAUUUCCUUUCGAACGUUCCCAAAUCGGAACUGAAACAUUACGCCGAGCUGGCCCACGUAUUGGAAACGACCACGGCUGAGAGUGCCACCGGGCAGCUGGAGGAAAUAUACGACCGCACCCGAUUGAGGCAUGAAGUGAGCCGAGCACUUGCACAGCGAAAGAAUGUGUCAUUUAACCGAAACACACCGCCGGUUAAUACGACUCCGGUUCGGCAGCAGCAGCCACAGCCGCAGCAGUUACUACGACCAACAGACAUCAAAUUUUCGACACCUCCCAAUUCGCCGAACAUGUCGGUAACGAUGGCACAGAAACCACCGCAGAAGCCACUCGUCUCACCGACCAGUACCGAACGCGAGAAGCAGGACAAAAUUCAAUCCAAUCGGUUCAAGCGGCUGCAAAUUCAGUGGGAGUUGCUGAGCAAGGAAAGUCAUCAGCUGAAGCAAGACUUGCAGCAUCCGCGUAGCGGAGGCAACACGCCGACGACGGCAAUGAAAUCCAAAAUUCCUCGGCCCGUUAGCUAUCCGACAACACGGGCAAACUCCGAUCCGGUGGUAAGCAAAACGCUUCGAUCUCCAAGCCGGAUUGUUCCGCCGAAAAAAUAUACCGGCGGUUCAACGGCCAAUGUAGCAACGGCGUCACCCCAGCAGCAGAUUACAUCUCCACCCACUCCGGCACCGCGAACUCCGAUUAAGUUGCUACACACAACACCGAAGAAGACCGCCGCUGCCGUCGGUACGCCCAGGCCAGCAACCCGUACACGGAUACCACUAGGUGCGGAUCAGAACCAAAGUAAAUUUACUGCGACGGCAAGGACGACAGCGACGGCAAGGACGACAGCGACGACACCGGCAAAAACGAGCAGAACCACUAGUGUGAAAACGCCUUCUGUUGCCGGUGCAGGAAAGGUACUGUCAAAGACGACAGUGACGGCUUCCAACAGACUGAAAGUGGUACCCUUCAAAGUCUGAAUUCAGGUUCUUCGGUCAUCAGAAACCGUAAGUACAGUUCCCGUUUCGUUUGUGCGUCCUCGUCUGUUUCCGGGAUAAGGAUGGUUGGGGGUUUUGUGCGGGGGAUCCGCCCUCCCCCGGCCAUAUCUCUGUACAGUAAGAUUAGUGAAAGGUUUAAAUUUAAGAACUGAAAGUGAUUUGCUCCUUUUUUUUGCCCUACUCCUUUUGGCACAGUCAAAGUAGUGAAUUUUUGUUUUGUAUAAAGUUAGUAACCGAGACGGAAAAAUCGUACUGAAUAUGCGAGCGAGAAAAAAAAUGCUGUGGUGAGUAGCGUAACUCACACACACACAAACACAGAAUACAUUCAAUACACCGACAUUCAACCAAAACUCUUACGCGCGCACGUAGCCAUAUAUUUCAAAACACUCGCGUUCAAACAUAAUCGAUGUAUAAAUCCUGUAUCGGAAUGUUGAUGGUAACCGGUUCCGAGUGUUGCCGACUAAACGACAAAAGAGAAACCAGAUGUGAAUAUUUUCUGUUGUAGUUUCGUUUCGCUUACAUUCUGUGUAGCUUCAACUACCAAACUAUUUUUUUACUCAUAUUAAACACAGUAAAAACAGAAGAAAAACGCAAAGAAUUAAUCAAAUCAACAAGGUAAUGUGAAAUAUAUAUACACAUAAAUUGCAUAACUUUAAUAUAAAUAUAUAGAACAGAAAAAAAAGCUUAGAAGGAAAAGCAGAGUUGUUGAAUCGCUAAUUCGUACAGAAAGAGAGAGAGAGAGAAAAAAAAAUUAAUAAAUGCUUAUACACAUCAAUUAUAUUAUACACGCAGUUAAGGCAAAUUCGAGUAGAAGGCAAGCAUAAUCCAAAACAGCUAAGUCAUUAAAUUUAAGAUGCGUUUAUAUUACAAUAAAAAAUGGAAGGCGCUUUGUAUUGUAUUGUAAUACAUUUUGGAACUUGGAGUAGGUUAGUUAUGGACUUGGCGUGUGUGCGAUAAUUAGAAUUACUAGCAAUAAUAGUACACUAGUUAUAUUGGUUUUUAAUUUGUUUGUGUUAUUUCUUUUUUUUGUAAAGGUUUGUCACCAAUUCAUAUUUAUUUGUCCCUCGAACCUGAAAAAUUCUUUUUUUGCUAAAAAAAAUCUACUCAAUCUGACGAUAUUUUUUUUGUUGUCAUAAAAAUUAGAUAUGGAUUUCGUUGCAAAUUUCGGUAACAAAUCAGAGCAACGUGCCACCAGAGCCUUCUGAGGUUCUGAGCCCAAACCCUUUGCUGGGUAGGUUGUUUAACUAGUUGUACGUUUUCCACAAUGUUUAUACUGACGCUUGGUUUUACAGGAAUUCAAAAUUAGAACCCAGCUUAUUGAAAAAUUGCUGUCACCGUCAGUCGUUUGACAAAUGUGCCAUGUUUUCAACUGUUUUUUUUUCUCUGGGCUUACGGCAGAUCUGUGUUUAGUCUAGCCUUUUUAGCCAUAUUCUAUCACAAAUAACGAAAUGACUCGAAUCAAUCGAAACACCUUUUCUCGAUUUAGUGAAAUAACGCUUGAGUCAUUUAGUAUCUGGACGCAAAAAUCUGACUCAUAUAGGAAGGUCAUUUCCACCAUUCAUUGAGUGGUAAACAAACUGUUGUCAAAACAUUCCAAAUCCGACAACUAGAAGCGCCACAGUAAAACGGUUUCGAGAUAUUAAAUGAUUCAAACUUUAGGCAAUCGAAAAUUCUCACACUUUUUAUGCCUAGCAUUCUUGUGCAAUCCCGUCCCUGCGCGGGGAAGAUGAAACAACGUACAGCGAAUUAUUUAUUUACGUUAUGAUUAGAACUUCGAACUCAACGACCAUUUUGUUUGUCCCAUCUUGCACAUCCUCUCCUACAACGCAUCCAUUUUUGUCACUCAAAGAAGCAAAAGUGCCAUAGGAAUUCGAGCGUUGCGUAGCAACGUCAAUUUGUUUGUUUAUUUUUUCCACCACGCGAAACCGAGUAACCCGAGUAAGUACCUAACCCCGACCUGUCGGAUGCAUGUUUUGCUUUUUUUUCGAUCGAACCACAACAAUCGGGAUUACGCUUGCUACUCCACCGAUGAGUUGCUUAUGGUUGUUGUAGUAGAAAAUGAAACGGGAGACUAAUCUAGUGCAAACGAUCUCCUGCUUGAUUAGCUUCAUAAUUAAACUAGUGGUUUUUUUGUGUUUAGUUCACACGCCGGAAGUCCCGAAUGCUCGUAGUUAUUAUGUUUCAGCUUCGUGUGCGAGGGCAUUCAUACACUGAGAAAUAAAAAAAAAAAACAACAACAAAACAAAACAUUUAUGACAGAUGUUAUCGCAGCAUGCUGAGCAUUGCAAAACACACAGAAAAAAAAAUAAGUGAAGUAAAACCUGUAUAACAAAUGUUACAGCAGAGUUAGAAUUCGUAGAAAUCAAAAAGCCUAUAUUUACUGAAGUCCAAAUAUCACAUCAAGCAAGCCAGAACAAGACAAGAAUCAUGCUUAAUUUGAGCACAUUAGUGUUUAAGAAUCGAUCGCAUGUUGAAUUGCGUUGGUGUUGCUUAAUCAGUGAUCAUUAGCUUCGUUUUGCGUCGGUUGUGUUUGGCCCACUACUCUCAGUAGCUAGUUAAUUUAGCCGAUAAAUUUUCCUUACUCGCUUAGGUGAUUUCAAAAUAUACAUCAAUUGACCAAAACGACAUCCCCGCUUUCGAUUGAAGUGUGUCUUUCCUCAAAUCCUAUGAUCGAAAAGGAUCUCUUAUAAUAAGGUCCUUUCACAUCAUGGGAAGGCUAUUUCCCAAUCAAUCUCUGCCGCAGAAUCAAAUACAAAAAAAAACUUCAAACUUAUAGAACAAAACAAAAAAAAAUAUAGGCUUCGCAAUGUAUUUUUUUUCCAUUUAGCCCGCUUGCAUUAUUGAGACUCUAUUAUAUAUAUACACACUCGUAAACACAUAUUAAAGGAACAUAUUACAUAUACAAUUUAGAACAUUAUCGUUAGACAAACAAAAUGGUAACAAAACAAAACAAAAACAAAAAAAAACACAAACGCAAGGCAAGUUAAAAUUAUCCUUGAUGAAACAAAUCAGAGAUUAAAUACUUUGAGAGAAAAGAAUAAAAGAUAUUAUUGUCUAAAA
Molecule: messenger RNA, 8402 nt
Organism: Malaya genurostris
Lineage: Eukaryota; Metazoa; Arthropoda; Insecta; Diptera; Culicidae
Exons: 10
Coding region: 798-5324 (1508 amino acids)
Source: RefSeq, a predicted model, not a curated record